Messenger RNA from Protopolystoma xenopodis, 939 nucleotides. The record is from the annotation of a GenBank genome assembly. Lineage: Eukaryota; Metazoa; Platyhelminthes; Monogenea; Polystomatidea; Polystomatidae.
AUGCUCAUUGGUUUCUUUUUUUUCCUGAUCAAAAAGGCCGAAUUAAGGGUUGGGAGACGGUACGUUGAGAGUCCCGAAGGUCUGGAGCGAGUUCCAAAGUGUACCAAAUCAACUGGGGAAGAUGAAAGUAUACGAAUUCAUCCUAUUGGAUUCCGGAUCGGGGCUGCGAAUGCAAUUGGUGUAUCGAGGACGAUGCCUGCUAUCCAGUGCGAUUACAACCGAUUCCAGCCGAAGUCCUCUUCUGAAAUAAGCUCGAAGACUGCAUCUGUUAAAGACGCUAAUGACGCCCUGUUCACUCAGCUACUUCGAGAGAAGCUGGAACAUUUGCGUCUAGAGGCCAUUCAAAUUUCUGAACCGUCGGGCGCGGUGGGCCAGUCGAAUUUGAAUGACGAUAAAACAGUCAAGGCGGAGGCUGCCGAGAGCACAAACCUACGCAUUGGUUCUGCUUCUUCCGUAUCUUCAUGCAGUUCCACAUCUUCCAGCUCUUCGGCCUCUAAGUCAACCUCCUCUCCCACGGCCUCAUCAACUUCGUCCACUCUCUUCUCGAACGACAAAAGGCUGAUCUCGGAAGAGGAGCAGCCGUCCAAGAGUCUUGCACACUUUUCUGCGUCUUCCACCUCCUUCACCUUUGACCAUGAUCCUGCAGAGCAUACACUACCUACUAAAAGCAAACAAUCACAAUCAUUAUUCCGCGAACCCUUGAUUGUUAGCUUUAACAAACGUUCAGAAAUGAUGAACUCAAGAAAUACUGAAAAAAGAGUUAAGGAACAGAUAAAUAAAUCUGAAAGCUUGAAUGGAGUUCUUGGAACAAUACGCAUAGGAAAACCACUGGAAUGUAGUGAAAUGAUUUCGGCCGUAUGCACGCAAUUGAUAAAGAGAAGAGAUGGCGAAGCAACAGGAAUCAAAAAAGAAGAUGCUCUUUUUAGCAUUUUGGGGUAA